UAGGUCCUGUAAGUGAAAGAAGAUGGGGUCUGGCUGCCUAAAAGUCACCAAGUACUUCCUCUUCCUCUUCAAUCUCCUAUUUGUUAUCCUGGGCGCUGUCAUUCUGGGUUUUGGAAUAUGGAUUCUGGCUGACAAAACCAGUUUCAUUGCGGUUCUACAGAUGUCAUCUCCCUCCCUGAAGACUGCUGCAUACAUCCUCAUCGGUGUUGGGGCUCUCACCAUGCUGAUGGGGUUCUUGGGUUGUCUUGGAGCUGUCAAUGAAAUCCGAUGUCUCUUGGGUCUGUACUUCACCUGCCUGAUGGUAAUCCUCAUAACUCAGGUUGCUGCUGGACUGGUCAUCUACUUCCAGAAAGAAACGCUGAAAGAAGAGUUGUCCCACAUAGCUGGAAGUCUGAUUGAAAAUUAUAACCCUUCGAAUGAUGAUAAGAGGAACUUACAGGAUGCAUGGGACUAUGUACAAGCACAGAUUGCCUGCUGUGGCUGGACUGGAGCAAAGGACUGGGAAAAUAAUGAGAUUCUUAUCAAUCAAAGCAUGACUAUGUAUCCCUGCUCCUGCUCCAAUAGCUCCAAGGACCUCCAGGUAGAUAGCGGUUUCUGUAAUCUGGAUGUCCCUGUCAACAGCACUGCAACGUAUGCUGACUGGCCUGUUCAUGAGCAGGGAUGCAUGGAUGGUGUAGAGAAGUGGUUGAAGGACAACCUUGGUGUCAUUCUUGGGGUCUGCACCGGUGUUGCUGUUAUAGAGCUGCUGGGGAUGAUACUGUCCAUUUCACUCUGCAAGAACAUACACAGCGAAGACUACACCAAAGUGCCCAAGUCUUGAAUUGGCUGACUGAGAGCUACAGCACCACAGAGAAAGAAGCAAAUGGAACAUUCCAGCCUCAUACCCAGACUGUCCAACCAUUGACCAUUAUUCCUGUGACAUCCCAUUUCUGAUACCACUCUGCUAAGAACUGUUAGAGCUGCAAUACAGCCUGAUCUUCUGGCAAUAGGGUCCUUGGGCCACCUGCAUCCUGCCUCUGGAUUAUUUCUACUUCAAGAAGCAGAACUCAACUGUCUUGUAUCACAUGAGACACC
Molecule: messenger RNA, 1074 nt
Organism: Mesitornis unicolor (brown roatelo)
Lineage: Eukaryota; Metazoa; Chordata; Aves; Mesitornithiformes; Mesitornithidae
Gene: CD82
Product: CD82 molecule
Exons: 8
Coding region: 23-820 (265 amino acids)
Cellular component (GO): membrane
Source: RefSeq, a predicted model, not a curated record